AUUUCAUUCAACUUAUUAUUUAGAAAUUCAAUUUCAAUUAGUGAUAUUGAUUAACUUAUAAAUCUGUGUGUGUUUUUCCCUAUUCAUCCCUCUUAGCAUCGUCAUGACAUCUCAAGAGACGCCGAUUAAUGGUCAUUACCAACAAAUUGAUUGUGAUUGGUCUUUGCCCUAUUCAUCGGCGUAUCUUGUUAUGCAAGAGAUUGGCGAUGGUCCUUUUUACAUUGAGAAAGCUGAUAAAGUGCAACUGAAAACAUCAACUUUGUAUUUUUCGUUCCAUGACAACAAAGAAAUCAUGUAUGUGAAGGAGGGAGAAAAAGUUGUAUCGUUUAUAAAACUAUACGCUAACGAGAUUGAUUGUAAGAAAGGGUUGAUUGAUUUGAAACAAUCUCGAAGUGAAAGGUUGGAGCUUGAUCAACCGUUGGACAAUACACCUAAGGAAACUUCCGAUGGUCAAGUACCUUGUCCUCAGCAAGUCAACCCACCAAGUGCUACAAAUAUACAAAGUGAAAGUAACUCACCAAAACCGACUUGUAGUGAAACAAAAAAGAGAAAAAGUCAAACUGAUUCCGAGCAGAAAAGCAAGAAAAAAACCAAUACAAAUACCAAUGAGCGAGUUGUAAUCAACUCACAAAGUGUCACAAAUACCCAAGAAGAUGGUAACUCGUCUAAUUCUAAUGACAGUCCGACAAUACCAGAAAACGCUGAAAGAAAGACCAAGACAAAGAAGAAGAAAAAAUUGAGUGUUGAAUCUAAAGUUUUGGAAGAAUUAUUUAAAUUUCACCUAACUAAAGCUCGUCAAAAGUGGUCAAGAAGCCCUGAGUCACUGGUGAUCAAUGAUGAAAAUUCAAAUGCAAUUAAAGAGCUACUAUCGGACUGUUCAAUUACAAAAGUCACCAAAAUAGUCAAUAGAUUGGCGGUUCUCAUGUUUAGUGAAGAAAAACUUACCAAGAAAUGGUUAAGUGGAAACAAGAAUACGAAAAAUGUGGUUAUAAAUUUGGACGAUCAAAAAAGACUCAAGGAAAUUCUGAUGCUCAUUCAUUCAGUUUAUACAGAUGAAUUCUUUUUCACAUUGAUCAAGAACAAAAUUAUUACGCAUGGACGUCAUCUCGCAGACAAGUACAAAAAAAGAAACGAAACUGGAACAACUGUGCCCAAAGAACUAGCAUCGACAUCGACAUCAACAUCGACGGCGACAACAACAACACCAACACAAAUACCAAUACCAAUACCAAUACCAAUACCAAUACCAAUACCAACACCAACACAACCACAACCACCACCACCGCCAACAGCUACAGCAACAACAUCAACAGCUCAUGACAACAAUGACCAGCGGGGAGUAAAUUCUGACUUAGUAAAUAUAAAAAUGGAAAACAACAAUCAAGAAAUUGAUAGCGAUAGUGAUUCGGAUAACGAAGUAUCAAUAAUACACGAAGAACCCAUUCCAAGUACACUAGGACGGAAUUUUUCGUUUAAACAGUCACCGAAAGCAUCUCACGACGAUGAUCACUUAACAGCCUAGACAUUUUAAGAAUAUUUCUCGUUACAAAAAAUAUUCAUAAAAUGACCGAAAAGGAAAAUCGUAAUCCAAAACUAAGUUAAUCUACUAAAUUUAAUUCAUUUUCUACCUUCAGAUGAUUCUAAGUUUCAUUUGAAGUAAAACUUAUUUUUCCAAUUAUAAAAUUUAUUAUUAUUAAUAGAUAAUCAAUUAUUUUUUUUCUCGUUAUAAUAGUCGAAAACAAGUAUUAAAUUGUAAUCAUUUGUAAAUUGUAAUAGUUUACACACCCAAAGACUUGAAUUUGUACCAAUUUGUAAAUCGCUUGCGAAAGUGAUAGUUAUCAAUUCAAAAUGAGUGUUGAAAUGUAUUUUCAUCCACAAUAUUUAUCAUCGUCUUUGGAUUAACUUUAUCUAUUGAUAAAAGCAUCCAAGUUAAUGACUAACAAACUGAUACAAACUCAAAGUUUUACUGUAAAUAUUAUUAAUAUUUGCCUUACUUGCUAAUCAAUUUUGUAAAAGAUCAUAAAUGCUUUGUUAUUUUUUUGUAAUUUUGUGUCAAAUUAAACAGUAAACAAUAAGUGUAUUUGCCUUU
Panonychus citri (citrus red mite) is the source of this 2089-nucleotide messenger RNA. RefSeq names its product arp2/3 complex-activating protein rickA-like. The coding region runs from base 104 to 1522 and encodes 472 amino acids. The record is from RefSeq and is a predicted model, not a curated record. The transcript is spliced from 3 exons. Lineage: Eukaryota; Metazoa; Arthropoda; Arachnida; Trombidiformes; Tetranychidae.